AUGGGAACUCCUGUAAACAUUAUAGUAGGCUCCCACGUCUGGGUUGAGGAUCCUGAAAUUGCCUGGAUUGAUGGGCAAGUGGCAGAAAUCAAAGGUUCAGAUGCUACCAUUGUUACCGCAAAUGAGAAAACAAUAGUUGCAGCCAUUUCUAGCAUAUACCCAAAGGACACAGAGGCGCCACCAUCCGGGGUUGAUGACAUGACCAAGUUAGCUUACCUCCAUGAGCCUGGAGUUCUUUACAACCUUGCAUGCAGAUAUGGUCUCAAUGAGAUAUAUACUUAUACUGGGAACAUUCUGAUAGCUGUUAAUCCCUUCCGGAGACUCCCACACUUGUAUGAUACCAGCAUGAUGGAACAGUAUAAAGGAGCUGCCUUUGGAGAGCUAAGUCCCCAUCUUUUUGCUGUUGCUGACACCUGUUACCGAUCAAUGAUAAAUGAAGAUGAGAGCCAAUCUAUUUUGGUCAGUGGAGAAAGUGGAGCAGGGAAGACUGAGACCACAAAAAUGUUAAUGAGAUAUCUUGCUUUUAUGGGCGGUCGAUCUGGUGCUGAAGGAAGAACAGUUGAACAACAAGUUUUAGAAUCCAACCCAGUUCUAGAAGCAUUUGGAAAUGCGAAGACUGUCAAGAACAAUAACUCUAGUCGUUUUGGAAAAUUUGUAGAAAUUCAGUUUGAUAGACAUGGAAAGAUCUCAGGGGCAGCUGUCAGAACAUAUCUACUGGAAAGAUCACGCGUUUGUCAAGUUUCUGACCCAGAAAGGAAUUAUCAUUGUUUCUAUAUGCUGUGUGCAGCACCUCCAGAGGAUGCAAAGAAGUACAAACUUGGAGACCCAAGAACCUUUCAUUAUCUGAAUCAAACAAACUGUUACGAAGUGGCAAAUGUAGACGAUGCAAGAGAAUAUUUAGAGACCAGAAAAGCCAUGGAUGUUGUUGGCAUAAACCAGGAUGAGCAGGAUGCUAUAUUCCGGGUUGUGGCUGCUAUACUUCAUCUGGGGAACAUUGACUUCAUUAAAGGGAAGGAUAUAGACUCUUCGAAGCUGAAAGAUGAAAAAUCAGCUUACCAUCUUCAGACUGUUGCGGAGCUGCUCAUGUGCGACAAGAAGGCACUGGAAGACUCACUCUGCAAACGUGUUAUCGUAACUCCAGAUGGAAACAUCACAAAACCACUAGAUCCGGCUGCAGCUACCACUAGCCGUGAUGCUCUUGCAAAGACAAUAUAUUCCAGAUUGUUUGAUUGGAUUGUGGACAAGAUAAACAGUUCCAUUGGUCAGGAUCCGGAUGCCAAAAGCAUAAUCGGAGUUCUUGACAUAUAUGGCUUUGAAACCUUCAAAAUUAACAGUUUUGAGCAGUUGUGCAUAAACCUAACAAAUGAGAAGCUACAGCAGCAUUUCAAUCAGCAUGUGUUCAAGAUGGAACAAGAAGAGUACACGAGGGAGGAAAUUGACUGGAGCUAUGUAGAAUUUGUAGAUAACCAAGAUGUUCUGGAUCUUAUUGAGAAGAAACCUGGUGGCAUCAUUGCUCUUCUUGAUGAAGCAUGCAUGUUUCCCAAGUCAACUCAUGAGACAUUCGCACAGAAGAUGUACCAGACAUACAAAGGACACAAACGUUUCAGCAAGCCAAAACUUGCUCGAACUGAUUUCACAAUCAAUCAUUAUGCUGGUGAUGUUACUUACCAAGCAGAUCAAUUCUUAGACAAAAACAAGGAUUAUGUUAUUGCAGAACAUCAGGAUCUUUUGACUGCCUCAAGAUGUCCAUUUGUUGCAAAUCUCUUUCCAUCAUUGCCAGAGGAAACAUCCAAGCAGUCCAAGUUUUCGUCCAUUGGAACGCGCUUUAAGCAACAACUACAAUCCUUGAUGGAAACCUUGAGCACCACAGAACCACAUUAUAUCAGAUGCAUAAAGCCAAAUGCAGUUUUGAAGCCUGGGAUAUUUGAGAAUUUUAAUGUCUUAAACCAGCUGAGAUGUGGGGGCGUCUUGGAAGCAAUCAGGAUUAGUUGUGCAGGGUAUCCAACAAAGAGAACAUUUGAUGAGUUUCUUGAUCGUUUCGGGAUGUUAGCUCCUGAUGUUCUUGAUGGAUAUGAGGAGAAGUCAGCAUGCAUUGCAAUUUGUGACAAAAUGGGCUUAAAGGGCUAUCAGAUUGGGAAAACCAAGGUAUUUCUCAGAGCUGGGCAGAUGGCAGAGCUGGAUGCUAGAAGAGCUGAAAUUCUGUCUCUUGCAGCUAGACGGAUCCAAAGACAAAUUCGGACGCACCUAACAAGGAAAGAAUUUGUUAUGCUACGAAAGGCUACAAUCAACACUCAAAAAUACUGGAGAGCAAGGCUUGCACGUAGGCUUUAUGAUUGUAUGAGGAAGGAAGCAGCUUCAAUCAACAUACAAAAGCAUGUUCGAGCUGAUGCAGCAAGAAAAACAUACACAAAACUAAAAGCAGCAGCAAUAGUUAUUCAAACAGGGAUGCGAGCCAUGGCAGCACGAAAUGAGUACAGGCAAAGAAGACGUAACAAGGCAGCAACAAUUCUUCAGACACAGUGGAGAAGAUUCCAUGCAGUCACCAUGUAUAAUCAGCUACAGGAAGCAAAUCUUGUGCUACAGUGCCUCUGGAGAGCUAGAGUGGCAAGGAAGGAGCUUCGAAAACUGAGAAUGGCUGCAAGGGAAACAGGAGCAUUGAAAGAAGCCAAGGACAAACUGGAGAAACGUGUAGAGGAGCUGACAUGGAGAUUAGAUUUUGAAAAGCACUUAAGGGUUGAUCUUGAAGAAGCCAAGGGGCAAGAGAUUGCAAAAUUGCAGUCCACACUACAUGAAUUACAAGCACAACUAGAAGAAGCAAAUGCAGCCAUUGUUCGUGAAAAAGAAGCAGCGAAAUUAGCAAUUGAUCUAGCUCCACCAGUUAUCCAGGAGGUACCAGUUGUUGACAACACCAAGGUGGAGCAGUUAACAGACCAAAAUGAUAAACUCAAGGAAGAAGUUGCAGAGUUAAAGAACAAGAUAGAAGAGUUUGAGAUUACAUUUUCUGAAGUGCAGAAAGAAAGCGAAGCCAGGCUCAAAGAGGCAGAGGAAUUGCAGCUCAGAGUUUUAAAACUUCAGGAGACAAUUGGAAGGUUAGAGCUCAACUUAUCAAAUCUUGAGGCUGAGAAUCAGGUCAUACGCCAGCAGGCUUUAGCUGCAUCACCUGAUGAUGAAUUCAAUGAACAUAUCGAACUACUCAAGAGGAAAAUCAUUGACUUGGAGUCAGAAAAUGAGCUCCUUCGGAGCCAGAAAAUUGUGUUGGUUGAAUUACCCACCUCUGAAGGGGAAGCCACAAUACUAAAGGGCUCCAAACUCAAUUUACAGCUGAACAAUGGCUUUCACAGAAAGGAAGAUCAUGAAAGGAUAAAGCAACAAGAAGUAGGCAAAGACGCAAACAAUUUUGCUCCCCUCCUAACUAAACAAAGAUCCCUGACAGACAAGCAGCAGGAAAACCAUGAUGUCCUAAUCAAAUGUCUGUUGGAAGAUAUGAGAUUUGAGCAAGGGAAACCUGUUACAGCCUACAUAGUGUACAAAGCUCUUCUUCACUGGAGAUCUUUUGAGGCAGAGAAAACUCCAAUAUUUGACAGAAUUAUCCAUGCUAUCAUAUCCUCAAUAGAGGGUCAGGACAAUAGCAACACUCUAGCAUACUGGUUGUCAGCAACUUCAACUUUGUUGCUUCUUGUUCAGCGUACAAUAAAAGCAAGCGCUGCGCCAAAUGUAGUAUCCCACCGCAACCGAAGCUCUCCCAGCAGUCUUUUCGGUAGAAUGGCUCAAGGUUUCCGUUCACCAACAUUGAGAGCAGAAGUCUCAAGCGGAUACAGUGGAAUGGAGGGAAACUCAAGUAUGCGAUCCAGGAUUGAAGCAAAAUACCCUGCCCUAUUGUUUAAGCAACAUUUAACUGCAUGUGUUGAAAAAAUAUAUGGCAUGAUACGUGAUAACUUAAAGAAGGAGAUUGGCCCUUUCCUGAACUUAUGCAUACAUGCACCUCGAACUGCAAGAACCAGAAUGCUGAGAGGAUCUUCUACAAUUACUAAUUCAGUUAAUAGUGCAAAACAACAGGCAUCCAGUGUACACUGGCAAAAUAUAAUCCGCAGCUUGGAUCAUACUUUGACCAUACUGUGCGAAAAAAAUGUCCCUUCAACUCUGAUGAGGAACAUAUUCAAUCAGGUUUUUUCAUUUAUCAACGUUCAGCUUCUCAACAGUUUAUUGCUCAGGAGAGAGUGCUGCUCAUUUAGCAAUGGAGAAUACCUGAAGGCAGGUUUGCAAGAGCUAGAAUAUUGGUGUGCUAGAACAACAGAUCAGUUUGCUGGAUCAUCUUGGGAUGAACUUCAUCACAUACGGCAAGCAGUGAAUUUUCUGGUUUCGCAUCAAAAAGCUCAGAGGUCCUUGGAAGACAUAACAAAAGAGAUCUGUCCGGUGCUGAGCAUACCACAAAUAUAUCGAAUAGGGACAAUGUUUUGGGAUGACAAAUAUGGAACGCAUGGAUUAUCUCCAGAAGUGAUUGCCAAGAUGAGAGCACUAACAGUAGAAGAUUCAACAAUGCCAAACAGUACAUUCUUGCUUGAUGUGGACUCAGGGUAA
Molecule: messenger RNA, 4578 nt
Organism: Oldenlandia corymbosa var. corymbosa
Lineage: Eukaryota; Viridiplantae; Streptophyta; Magnoliopsida; Gentianales; Rubiaceae
Source: the annotation of a GenBank genome assembly